AGAACGCGCGCCACUCUCGUUUGUGCCGGAGCAUUGACAUACCACAGGAGAGGAAAUUUUUUUUUUUCAGAGUUGGCUACGAGAAUUCGGGGUUAAUUUCAAUCAUCUUUAGUCAUAAAUCUCGGUUCUCGUGCGUCACUGGGCUCAAUAAAAAAAAAAAAAAAAUGGCCGUCGUAUAGUUGUUGACGUCAAAAAGUGUCUGUGCAACAUCUGUGUUCCCCUUGUUUGCCUGUGCACCUUUCUCCAACUAUUGGAUCUCUCCUUUUUUUUUUUUUUUUUUUCCUCGUCGAUUUUCGAAAGUGAACGGUGUGGCCCCGGUAUAAUAUAAAAAAUUCAGCAUUCCAAACACGACGUCAUCCUCUCAUCAUUCGUUUUUUUCCCCCAGUGUGUGUGUGUGUGUGUGUGUAUGUGUGUGUGUCUAUUGCUACGGUAGGGAAAACAAAAACCUUGGGGUUUGUGUUCUGACGAAACGGUGAAAGAAAAAGAAAAAAAAAUCUUAAAGAAGAAUACCAGCAAAACACAAGAGACCCACCUUGUUGUGUUCUAAGCGAAUUCCAGCUCACGGCACAGGACACGAGGAAGAAGAAACUGAAAAAAAAAAGGGGAAUGUGAUCAUCGCCCUCUGGCGCCCUCCGGUUUUUUUUUCUUCUUCUUCUCCUCACCACAACAACGUUGCAAAACAUCAGCGAGAAACAUUUUUGCCUAUGAACAAGAAUAAUAUAGGACGUGGCUAAUAUUUUCGCCGGCUCGAUGGCUAAUGAUAGUGAACAAGUGGAUGGUGGCCGACCGGUGGCCAUCAAAUCAGCAGCAACGACUAACGGCAAUGGCAGCCAAGAGCCUUCGCCAACUCUGCAAGUGCCCUCCAUCAUCCCCAGCAUCAAAGUUACAAAGUCGGACGCCAAAGCCGGUUUCUUACGUUCGGCACGCGACGGUCACCUGGACAAGGUCCUCGAGCAUUUGAAGAACAACACCGACAUCAACACCAGCAACGCGAAUGGAUUGAACGCUCUGCAUCUGGCGUCGAAGGAAGGGCACGUCGACGUCGUGACGGAAUUAUUGAAGCGCGGAGCUGCCGUCGAUGCCGCCACCAAGAAGGGAAACACGGCCCUGCACAUCGCAUCACUCGCUGGACAGGAGGAAGUAGUCAAGAUCUUGGUGCUUCAAGGCGCGUCCGUCAACGUCCAGUCGCAAAAUGGGUUCACUCCGCUCUACAUGGCGGCCCAGGAGAAUCACGACGGCGUCGUCCGCUUCCUGCUGGCCAACGGAGCUAAUCAGAGCCUGGCCACCGAGGACGGAUUCACUCCGCUGGCCGUCGCUCUGCAGCAGGGACACGACAAGGUCGUGUCCGUCCUAUUGGAGAACGACACGAGGGGCAAAGUGCGCCUGCCGGCCCUGCACAUUGCCGCCAAAAAAGACGACUGCAAAGCGGCCGCUCUACUACUCCAGAGCGAUCACAAUCCCGACGUGACGUCCAAGAGCGGCUUCACUCCGCUGCACAUUGCAGCUCACUACGGCAAUGAGAAUAUUGCAAGUCUACUCGUUCAAAAGGGCGCCGACGUCAACUACCUGGCAAAGCAUCACAUCACUCCGCUACACGUGGCAGCUAAAUGGGGUAAAGCCAACAUGGCCGCUUUGCUGCUGGACCGACACGCUCAGCUGGAGGCCAAGACUCGCGACGGUCUGACGCCACUCCACUGCGCAGCUCGUUCCGGCCACGAGUCCGUCGUCGACUUGCUGCUGGAGCGCGGAGCUCCCAUCUCCAGCAAGACCAAGAACGGCCUGGCGCCUCUGCACAUGGCGGCCCAAGGUGACCACGUCGACGCCGGACGCAUUCUCCUCCACCACAAAGCGCCCGUCGACGAAGUCACAGUCGACUAUCUGACGGCCUUGCACGUAGCCGCUCACUGCGGACACGUCCGCGUCGCCAAGCUGCUCCUCGACCGCAAGGCCGAUCCUAACUCGCGGGCCCUCAACGGAUUCACUCCUCUCCACAUCGCCUGCAAAAAGAACCGCAUCAAAGUCAUCGAGCUGCUCCUCAAACACGGCGCUUCCAUCGAAGCCACAACGGAGUCGGGAUUGACACCUCUGCACGUUGCCAGUUUUAUGGGCUGCAUGAACAUUGUCAUCUACCUGCUGCAGCAUGGCGCCAACGCCAACGCGCCGACGAUGCGCGGCGAAGCUCCGCUCCAUUUGGCCGCCAGAGCCAAUCAGACGGACAUUGUGCGCAUCCUGCUCCGCAAUAACGCCCAAGUCGACGCCCGUGCGAGGGAACAACAAACUCCGUUGCACAUUGCGUCCCGACUGGGCAAUGUCGACAUUGUCAUGCUCUUGCUCCAGCACGGAGCCGAUUUGGACGCCAUCACCAAAGACAUGUACACGCCGCUCCACAUCGCGGCCAAGGAGGGUCAGGAUGAAGUUGCGGCCGUCCUGCUGGAGCACGGAGCCAACAACACGGCGGCCACCAAACGCGGGUUCACACCUCUGCACUUGGCCGCCAAAUACGGCAACAUCAAAGUGGCGAAAUUGCUCAUCCAGAAGGACGCUCCGGUUGAUGCCCAGGGCAAAAACGGCGUUACUCCAUUGCACGUGGCCAGCCACUACGAUCACCAGAGCGUGGCUUUGCUCCUGCUGGAUAAGGGAGCCUCUCCUCACGCCUCGGCCAAGAACGGAUACACUCCGCUUCACAUCGCCGCUAAGAAGAAUCAAAUGGACAUUGCCACGACGCUGCUGGAAUACGGCGCCCAGACGAACGCCGAGUCCAAGGCCGGUUUCACGCCGCUCCACCUCAGCGCCCAGGAGGGUCACACGGACAUGUCGACGUUGUUGAUUGAGCACCAGGCGGACGCCAACUACGAGGCCAAGAAUGGAUUGACACCGCUCCAUCUAUGCGCCCAAGAAGAUCGUGUCAACGUGGCCGCCAUUUUGGUCAAGAACAAUGCCGAAAUCAACGCCCAGACGAAGAGCGGGUACACUCCACUUCACGUCGCUUGCCAUUUCGGCCAGAUGAAUAUGGUGCGCUUCUUGCUGGGCCACCAGAGCCAGAUCGAUGCCGUCACCAGUCAAGGCUACACCCCGCUGCACCAGGCCGCCCAGCAAGGCCACCCGAUGAUCGUCAAUCUGCUGUUGGAGAGCGGAGCGACGCCGAACGCCAUCACAACGCAGGGUCAGACGGCCCUGUCGAUCGCUCAGAAGCUGGGCUACAUCACCGUCAUCGAGACGCUGAAGGUGGUGACGGAGACGACGAUUACGACGACGACGACGACCAUCAUCGAGGAAAAGUACCGCGUCCAGGCGCCCGAAACGAUGCAGGAGACGUUCAUGUCCGACUCGGAGGAUGAAGGUGGCGAGGACGGCGUCAUGGGCGACCAAUCUUAUCGCUACCUGACUGUCGACGAGAUGAAAUCACUGGGCGACGACUCGAUGCCGAUGGAUGGAAUGGGCGAGGAUCGCCGUAAUUCUGGUGUUGAGGAAUCCAUCCUGGCGGCCAAAGAAGGAUACGCCCAGUUCAGCGGUAAUUACGCGCCGGAUAACGUCGAUCUGGCACGCCAGCCAGUCAGCAUCGGCCAUCCCAGCGUACUAGACGACUCCCUGUUGUCGUUGGCAUCCAAGGGUACGGCAAUGUGGCGUUCCAGGUUUUUGGUCAGCUUUAUGGUUGAUGCUCGCGGUGGAGCGAUGCGUGGAUGUCGCCAUAGCGGCGUCCGUGUCAUCAUCCCGCCCCGUAAGGCUCCGUGCCCAAUGCGCAUCACCUGUCGUUACCUGAAGCGCGACAAAUUGGUACACCCCCCGCCGUUGAUGGAAGGCGAGGCUUUGGCCAGCCGCAUCCUGGAAUUGGGACCCACUGCCGCUAAAUUCCUUGGCCCUGUUAUUAUUGAAGUUCCGCAUUUUGCCGCUCUGCGCGGGAAGGAGCGCGAGAUCAUCGUUUUGCGUAGCGACAAUGGCGAAACGUGGAGGGAGCACACGCUGGAAGCGACCGAAGAAGCUGUCCAGGAAGUUCUGAAUGAAAGUUUCGACGGCGAAGAUAUGGGCCAGCUGGAGGACAUGAACACGCACCGAAUCACCCGCAUUUUGACGACGGAUUUCCCGCAGUACUUUGCUAUCGUGUCCCGCGUCCGCCAAGAAGUCCACGCCAUUGGUCCCGACGGUGGUAUGGUCUCGUCUUCGGUCGUGCCCCAAGUGCAGGCCGUCUUCCCGCCGGGCGCACUCACCAAGAAGAUCAAAGUGGGACUGCAGGCGCAACCGAUACAACCGGAACUGGUGGUGAAACUGCUGGGCAACCGGGUGGCCGUCUCGCCCAUCGUGACGGUGGAGCCCCGCAGGAGAAAGUUCCACAGGCCUAUUACCUUGACGAUCCCCGUACCGCAAGCCGCUGCCCGCGGGAUGAUCAACCAGUACAGCGGCGAUACGCCCACGUUGCGGCUCCUCUGCAGCAUCACAGGCGGAACUUCGCGAGCCCAGUGGGAAGACGUCACCGGCUCGACACCGCUGACCUUCGUCAAUGAUUGCGUUUCUUUCACAACCACCGUUUCUGCCCGCUUCUGGCUUAUGGACUGUCGCAACGUGGCUGAAGCGGCCAAAAUGGCUACCGACCUCUACCGAGAGGCCAUUAACGUUCCCUUCAUGGCCAAAUUUGUUGUUUUUGCUAAACGACACGAACCGCAAGAAGCCCGUCUCAGGGUCUUCUGUAUGACGGACGACAAGGAGGAGAAGACUCUGGAACAGCAGGAGCAUUUCGUCGAAGUGGCCAAGAGCCGUGAUGUCGAAGUACUUGAGACCAAGUCGCAAUACCUAGAGUUCGCCGGCAAUUUGGUGCCCAUCACCAAGUCGGGCGAGCAGCUGGCCUUGACCUUCCGCGCGUUCCGCGAGAACCGCCUGCCUUUCACCGUCCGAGUCAAGGAUAAUCACGCCGAUCCCAUUGGGCGUAUUGCCUUCAUGCGGGAAGCAAGGGCCGGAAGGGGUGAACCACCGCAGACGCCGAUAUGCAACCUGAACAUCGUCUUGCCCAGCACAGUCACGCCCGAAACGGCCCGUUCCGAGCCGGACUUGCUCGCCCUGCAGAAGAAGUACGGCUUCUUGCACGACGUGGGGCUUGUCUACGCCACCAAUAGGCCCGAAGCCAUCCAUAAAGCGGAUUUGCGCUUGUCUGACAUUUGCAACCUCCUCGGCCGCGAUUGGAUCCCCUUGGCCAAAUGUUUGGAAAUUCCCGAUUCGGACUUGAACCUGAUCGACAACGAGUAUCCUGACAAUACCACGCAACAAGCCAUGGUUAUGCUCAAGUUGUGGAUGGCCCAGUCGGAAAACAAAGUUACCGGCAACGCCUUAGAAAAAGCGCUGAGAAAGAUCGGUCGCGACGAUAUCGUCAACCGGUGCAUUUACAAUGUGGAACUGGUGACGGACGACCUGGAGAAAGCUGUGGCCAAAACCCAACUGGACCAGUCCGGUUUCGACAAUUUGCGCGACGAGCUGGGCGCCGACAGCACGAGGAACACCCUGCAGCGCAACACGAGUCUCGACGUCAGCUUCGACGAGCAGGAUCUGAUGAAGGACUCUGAGUCAAUCGACGAGAUCCCCGAGAAGAGAGAGGAGGAGGAAGAGCUAAAUUUGCAGGAAGUGUCGGAAGUCUUCUCACAAGAGAUCAAGACAGACAUUCCGAAAAAACAAGUCUACGACGACGCUGAACCGCCCUCACAGCGGAUAAUCAUUCACGAGGAGAAGGGCAUCUGCGAUUCGAGAGAAGCCGAAAAAGACAUCGAAAUUCCUCAGCCAGUGCAGGACCUGGAAUCUAGCGAUUUGCAACAGGACGUGGAUUCGUGGGGUACGCGCCAAUCGACUAUGGAGGAACGAGUCAUCGAUCGUUACGUCAUCGAUACUCAUCCGAAACCUAUGUUUGAUCCACCGGCGGAAGAUAUCCCUGUUGAGCAGCUGCCCACUAACGAGGAAGAAGAAGAAGAAGAAGAAGAAGAAGAAGAGGAAGAGGAGAUCGUGGAGGAGCCGAUGGUGGUCGCAUCGACUGCGCCAGCACACCGCCAACAGGAACGCAUCGAUGACGAACCGGAAUCGUUGCGUGCGCCAUCAUGGAACGCAGCCAAACAACCAGUCAGCUGCGAGGAGGUGAUGCCUGUUGAACCGAUUGCGGUGGAACAAAGCCGACCGUAUGAGCAAGAAGAGGAGGAAGAAGAAGAGGAAGAAGAGGAGGUUGUCGAAACACCAGCUGCCAUUGCCACCUCGGCACCGACAACUCGUCACUCGUAUCAACGCGUCGAAGACGAGCCGGAAGUUUUGAUUUCCUCCUCGUGGGACGCUGCUAACGAACCCACCAGUUGCGAUGACGAAGUCUUGGAAAAGGAGUUUGCAGCAGCGCUGCACGGCGGCGACAUCGAGGAUAGCAACACGUUCUCGCCCGAACUGCUCAGCCGAUCGCUGGAACAGCGGAAAACAGAAAACGAUGCCAAAGUGAGGAUGUCCACUUCAAAGACACCACCUUCAAGUCCGUUUGAAGCGGUUGAAGCCUUCACAGAGUCCCAGGUGCACACAUCACACCCUGAAGCCGUUCCAGCUCAGGUGGCUUUAGCUCAGUCAGAAACGAUACGCUCGGAGGAUCUGGACACCACAGCUACUUCUCACGUAGACGUCCAGCAAGAGACCUGGACCGAAGAGGCGGAAGCCAUUGAACCAGCAGCGGUAUCAGAUGCCAGACUAACCUCGGCAGGUAAUACAGCCGCAUCCGCCCACCAGUCAUUGGUCACUAAUCCACACCCCCUACCUGAAACCGAAUCACCUGAAAUCCCAAUUGAUACCACAAACACUGUUCCAUCCUCACGCAUUCCGGUGCUGUCCAAGCGGCAGAAUUUAUCGCGUUCCGUUUCGGAACAGCCUCACUCGUCGGGCAGUCGGAUGCCAGUAGCCGCACCGCGAGUCAGCCGCAUGAUUCCUGGUUACUUCACUAGCGCCGAUCACACGUCAUCCACUGACGCCAACGCCGGAUGUUCGGCCGAAUCGUUGGCCUCUUCCAUCCAGGAGAACGUCGAGAGCUACUCUGUCCGCAAACAGUUUUGGGAAGAAGUGGCGUCGGGCACUUCGUCAACAUCGUCGUCGACGUCAUCGUCGACCAGAACGAGACAGACCAAAUCGGAGAGGAGCAGCCUGAUUGUGACGGACGAAUCGUUUGGACCCAUCGGCCAGCGAGAGACGAAAUCAGAGCGUUCCAGCGCCGUCUUGUCUGAGGAAGACAUCUAUGAAGUCGGUCGUUAUACAGUCACUAAAGUGUCCACUUCAGAAACCGUCAUCGACACGACACACGAAUCGACGGGCGUCGCCGCCGGCCAGGAAAUUAUUGAAGAUCUCCAACUUGUACAGCCACCGGUAGAUCAGUCCAGCAGCAAAGUGGAAGAAAUUCAAACCGUCCGGACGGAAGAGACGACAGUGACUCGUCUUAGUGGCAAUCUCGAUAAUCCCAUCGUCUUGGAGGAGACUGUCACUGGCUCGUCACACCGAGAGCGCAUCGGAAGAGAAGAAUACAUUUACAGCAGUGGCGAUGAGAGCGUAUCUCUGCGCGCCGAAGACGUCGAGUCGCAUUCCGACGUCGUCCUACCAGGAGGCCGUCAAGUGGUGACCGAAGAAUUCGCCAAAUCCUCCAAAACCGUUUUCAAAGAUGGCCAACCCGUCUUUGUCGAAGAAUUUCAAUACGAUCAACGUCAGCAGGCUGCCGAUUCCCCUCCGCUCGAAUCUGCACCCACCGCUUCCGGAUUCGAAGACUCGACCACCGCCGACCUGACAACGGGCGAUUGGACCACGGCCGAUUCCGUUGAAGUCAAUGUCGAUUCGCAAGAACAAGAAGUGCCAGACAUUUCGAUUGUGCAUCAAGAGUCGUUCGGUGGUGGACUGACGAGCAGUGGCGAAUCGCAGGAGGAAGGGGAAGCCGCUACCGGAAUGGCUUUCAUCAACACUGCUUUCAUCGGCGUCGACCACAUCGACAUGAGCGAACACGAACCGGCCAACAUCGCUAGGGCCGUCAGCCCUUUUGAGGUUCCCAGAGGUGAGGCUUACGUCAUUGGAACUUACGGCCCCGAUUUCGACCAGCCGGCGGCGCAGGGAGACGAGGAGGAAGACGAAGAAUCGCCUCUCCCAUCGCCGCACAGCCGUUUGGCCUUUGAGUUGCCACAAGAACCGAUCGUGACGGAAGAACAUGACGAGUGCCCAGUAUCUAGUCAACCGCGUAGCCGGACAACUUCACUCGACUCGCAGGAUUUGGAAACUUAUGGAAGCGAAGGAGAAGCCGAUGAUGACGAACAAGAUCCCUCGCAAGCCAGGGAGAAAAUCUUCAGCCAGGGACUGAGUUUCCAGGAAGAACGCGACAGGGAAUUAACACCGGAGGAGGCUCUCCAGUUGGCCGAGAAUUUGAUUGAAGAGAUUAAAGCAGAAGCUCCGCGACGGGCCGAGAUGAUUACAUCGUCGACACCGGACGUUGAAUUAAAAGAAAUAAGCGAAGGAGCCGCGGAAGUGCCUCAGGAGGUCGCACAAACUUUGACGUUCAAAGAAGAAACCGAAGCCAAGAUCUCCGAGUACAUCCGCCAGGUGGACGUCCACGAAGAGGUGGUCGUCUCCGAUGCCCAAAACAUAACAGAAGAAACCAUCAACUGGUCGCUUACUGAAAUACACGAAUCAUCGACGCAUAUUGAGCAUGUCGAUACUCAAGUACUCAACCGUGCGAUUUUACCCGGACUAGACAUCGAGCUUCAAGGCACCCAGGAACAAGAAGCAACUAGCCCGGAGCAAGUGUACAGUCCUGAACGUGAGACGACAUCUACCACAUCCUCGGGAAGUAAGAUUGAUUCCUCGGCUACGUUUUCUGAGAACAAAACCGUCUCGUACGAAGAAACGUCUACGACGUGGACGAAGAAAGACGAGGAAACCAUUUACUUCUCAGCAGCGGAAACGGGAGUUCAGCGCCCUAGCCGGCCAACGUCGUCCGAUGUAGAGGCAUUGCUUAGCACCGGAGCCACGACGGCCUGCUCUUCCGAAUACGAAACGGCUUUUUCCUCUUCGUCACGUUCGGUUAAUUCGAGCGAUUUUCAUUCGGCCGUCAGUUCGGUCAGUUCUCGGGAGUCGAUGAAAUCAUUGGACUCCACGACCGGCUUAGCGUCAGAGACGUCGGAGACGUUGAUGGCGUCCGCCCUGGAGCAAGACACCACGGAUCGUGAUUUAACGCCUACAGAUGUUUCUCUCGAUCUCAAUCAAAUGGACGCUCAAUUCAAAUUGGCCAGCGAUCUUCCGGUGGCCCCCGUCCAGCGUGACGAACAAGACGAAGUGGCCACUCGUGCAGAAAGUCCGUUCGAAAUGAUCAGUCCAGUCGACGAAGGUAUGGUCGAACUGGAAGACGAUGACGACGACGAUCCGGAAGACGAUUUAAUUCCACCCGGCAUGAAACGUUCUCAAGAGAUGACUUUCCAUCCGGAACCGAAGCCCCUGCGUGAAACUGGAAUUUCUCCACCCACUACGCCGACUCCAUCGGAAGAAUCGCCCAGUUUGAAAUCGAGCCUGGAAGCUGAGAAACUGUUGUUCGAUUACGUUAUGUCGACGAACGAUGAAGCGGCCUAUCUGUCGACAUCCACUCUGUCCGAUGGCACGACGUCUACGGUUAUAGAAGCGGGCGGCAGGACCGUCAAACAAGACACGUACGAUCAACUUUCGGAUGAACCGGAAGCCGACCAGGAUUGCCAAGAAGACGAAGCCACUGCGACAGUGACAGCCUUGGAUGCAGCCACGAUUACCAGCCGAUCUGGAAGUUUGGCAUCGUCCACGGACGUGGAGGGUAUCGUCAGCCGUCAGGUGACCAUAAGCUCGGCGAUCGUGAUUGACGAAUCAACUCAGUCCAUCAAUACGCAAAUCACAACGCGUCGCGUCGUCGUGCAAGAAGAAUCGGAAGAAAUGAUUCUGCCCGCUUCCAUGGUUCCCGAUAUCACCGUACAGCACGCGAGCCCGGUCAUCGAUCGUCGCUUUAGUUAUCCGGAGAACGUCGCCGGUGCCGACCUGCCAGAAUUGGCUAAACAAGUUAUCGAGGAAGUGCCUUCCGAUGAGGAACACGAAGAAAGAGACGAAGGCUUCGAAGCGGAAACGGUAGAGUCAGCACAACUGGAGCAGGGCGAGCAAUUGUUCCAGUCGGAAGAAGGGGAGCAAGUAGAAGAGAUCGAAGAAUGUGAGCAAGAAUUAGCUGAAGAACAAGAAGAAGUUGAGGCUGGUUAUCCUGAAAUGGAUGUAGGAGAACUGAUAUCGCCUCCAGCUUUGGUGGCCAGACGUAUCGAUCCACCAACUAUGGCCGGAUACAACUAUGAAAUGUCUUUUGAAAGGGCAGAAGAUGAACCGGAAGACGCAGUUGAAGUCGAGGACGUCAUCGAGGAUUUAGAGAAACAAAAGCGCUGGAUGGAAAUGCAAUUCGAAGAGGCCGAAGACGCUGCCCAAGAAAUUUACCAACAAAUUCCCAUCCGCGUCCAGCCGCUAGCCGACAUUGAAGAAGGCAAAGAGGACGAAGAGAGUCUCAACGGCUCUGACCGUCUCGUUGGCCGUCUGAAGGAGUCUUUGAGCAGCACUCCCGAAUUCGACGUACUUAGCGGAAGGAGAUAUUUUACGCGCAGCGGUGACGUCGACGAUCUCUCGGUCGAUUCGCUCCAGGAUUUCGAAAGACUCGAGCUGGAAUUGCACGCUGAAAAACUGAGGCGCCAGAGCAACGGAUCCGGUUCGCAGGAAUCGCUUAAUGGCCGACGCAUCGGUAGCCGUAGUAGCGGAGGCGAUAACGUGUCCGUUAAUUCGUUGACGGAAUUCGAGCGGCUCGAGCGUGAUAUGGCGGAAGCAGCUAAAUUAGAAGAACGAGCCAGACAACAAGAGGCUGCCUUACUGUCUGAAAUUGAAGAAGGUCAUGAGAGCCAGAUGUCCGAAUCGGAGAGUUGCGAGACGCUUUCGGAUGCCGGAAGACGCGGAGGUGACGACACGGAAGAAGACGACGACGACGACUACGAACAACGCAUGUUUGAAAUCGACGAAAUCAUCCGCCAAGCCCAGACGAAUAUCGAACAGUUCGAGACGGAACUGACGGCUGAAGUCCAGCAAACUAUCCGCAGCGCAAGGAUGGAAUCGGCGGGAAGUUUGAACGAAGCGACUCGUAGCAGCGUCGUAGACAUGAAGACGGAAUCGGUGGAUUCCAUCGAUAGUAUCGAACCGGACUUUCUAGCCGGCGGCUCCACGAGCCAGCGUACAGCAGCUACUUACCGUACAUGCAUCCGCACAGAAAUCAAAUACAGCUCCGAUGAUGCCCAACAGCCGGACAGUCUGGCAGGUGGUCCCGACUCGCUGGACGUCUUCGGACCCAGCUCGGUCGAUUCACUCGAUUCCGCCAACGCACGAAGCCGGACAGGCCACGAAUCCGAUUCGCUACAAGCCAUGGUCGGUGCGGAGUCAUCAAGCGACUCAUCUUCCUCUAGAGACGAUCUCCCGCGUGACACAACUCUGCAACGACCUACCGGCAUUUUUAGGCCAACUACAUGUUCUUCCGACUCACUGGAACAGACACAAAGCAGUUCUCGAGCCACCGGAGGCUUCGAUUCAGAUUCGAUCAUGUCCGGAAGUAUGACUAGUUCCAUGGGGUCCGCCGUAGCUGUCACUGUCCAUCCGACCGACGCGGCAAUGACGCCUUCCGGAGCCCCCGUUUACACGGAACGUACAGAAACGAGCUGCACGGUGGAACUGAGCCCCGAAAUCCGCAAAGUCACGUUCCACGGCCCUGAUGUCGAUGAACAAAUGAAGGAUUUCGUGACUCAAUUCGCUCCUGGAGAAGAUAUCCAAGAAGUUGAAGUCACCGAUCCAGUGACGGGCAACAUACUCGUGACACGGGUCACUCAACGCAGGGCGUUCGUUGACGCCCAAGAUUUGCCAACGGAUGAACAUAACUUACCGUCAAGACAGGCAGUAGAAGAAUACAUCCGGACCCGAGGUCCUCAACUGGAAGACGUCGACUCGUUCGAAGUGGACGAUGGAUUCGGCAACAUCCAGCGGGUUAUCCGCAAACGAGUCGUGGACAGCACCGCGACGGCCAUUUCCACCACGCAUUCCCGAGCUUCCCCCUCACUGUCCCCAAACCGCCCGACCGCAUUCCAAAGUACUGCCACAGAGCCAAAGGAGUCCACCCCUCUGCCGGAAUUGACCUCUAGCGGAGCAGCCCGUAAUGACGGCGUCCAGCCUCAACCGGCCUCUGGUCCUCGCGACUCUAUCAGCAUCGACGACGAUGACGACGAUGAGGAAGCGAUGGAGGUCGACUCUCACGAGCACGACUGGCGUAUUGCCGAGUUUGCUCCUAAUACGACUCUUGGCCGACAGCAAGCCACAGUUUUUCAACUAAUAACGGCUGGUCAUUACAAUCUUUCUUCAUUUGAUGUGCACCGGCUCUUGAUAAAGUUUCUUUAAAUAUUUAUAUGUAUAUAUAUAUUUGUUUUUUGCACUGCCCUUAUUUGGAACGAGCACGACACAUCAAACACGUCACCGAUGAGAUUGUAAUGGAAUGGCAACCGAUUCGUUUAGCACGUUUAAUAGUUAAUUCAAAGUACCAUAGUGGGUUGUUGCAAGCACGUCGAUCCGCCACGUAGAUUUAUUUUUGGUUUGUGUCAAGGCUUGUGACUGCAUGCUGUUUCCAACCUUUUCCUGUCUCUCAUUCUGCCCGUUCGUCUAUAUCAGUUGAAGACGUCAUCUUAGAGAAAUAUUGCCGUGUGUUAUCUGGCGUCUGUUGAGCACCAAGAUUAGGCACUUAAGCUACUCUUUUUGUCAUCAGCUCAUGUACCUGAUAAACGGUGUAUAAAUGAUUCAAUCCGUUUAUGGACCGUUUUAUUGCUUUUAAAAUUUGUUUCAAAUGAUGAAAUUCUUUCAUUGUUUCACUUGGAAUUAGCAAUUAUUCGAUCAGUUUUGAUUUUGCGCUUAAAUUUUUGCAACCCGCCACAGUCGAUUUCACCUGCUUCAAUGCCGACUCUUACAUGUUCAACGCAUUAGCUAUUCUAAUGGUAGUUUUCUUUGUGGACGGCAUUCUUCCGUUUUCAUGACCUGUUUUUCAGUUACUGAAAUUAAAACGUUCGAUCUG
Molecule: messenger RNA, 13114 nt
Organism: Daphnia carinata
Lineage: Eukaryota; Metazoa; Arthropoda; Branchiopoda; Diplostraca; Daphniidae
Product: ankyrin-3-like
Exons: 30
Coding region: 751-12450 (3899 amino acids)
Biological process (GO): signal transduction
Molecular function (GO): protein binding
Source: RefSeq, a predicted model, not a curated record